AUGAGGUCAGAGAAGCGGGCCAAGCGAGAGCAUGAAAGUCGUGAGGAGCUUGUCAAUGCCCUUCAGGAUGCUACAUUCUUGAAAGAUGGUCAGGCUUUCACUGUUUCGGCGAAGGCUGGUCAAACAGGGGGAAUACGGAUCGUGCUGCAGAAACAGCCAGGCAGGGGCAAUCGUUUCGUCCGGAAAAUUGCCUUCGCAAAGUUUGUGAGGGCUGCUUUCGGAAUGAAUACUUCCAAUGUGGCGUUAUCUGCAUUGCUGAAUGUUGAUGCUAGCACAAUUCCUCGAUUACAGAAGACAUGCGCCGGAGUAUUUAUGGCCUCGCAAACCCGACUGCUUGCUCGAAUAUUGUUGUACUGCCAAAGGAACAAACCUCUUUCGGUUCAUCGGCAAUUCAAGUGGGACGAGAGUACCAUUAGCACAACUUUGAAUCCGGGGGGAGUCUCGCAGCCUGUCCGGUCAGCUUGGUCCAUGCUUGUGGCGAGAGCACGACUACUCAUUACAUGGAGCUCUGGAGCCACACUGUUGAUGAGAGUUGUCCUCCCAACGAUCCCACUAAUUUCGAGUACAGCUCAGCAGAUCUAUUAUGGGAUUCGACAUCAUCCCUCUUAUUAUGCUGUCAACCACAUGCUGGAUUUGAUUGAUGCCACAGCCGAGCUUAGGUGCACCGUCCAGGAAAUGGACGGAGCAUAUGCAAACUUGAGGUUGCACCAUCACAUGCUAUCCCUCAAAGAGUACAAUCCUCAAGAACCGGGGGGGGCAUACCUAGCAACGGCACGAUGUCAGAGUCAUGCCACUCACUUGAUCUCUGUAUCUAUGCUUGCCUUGAUAGGGGGAAAUCUGCUUGCCCGACUUUACGGACUAUGUGUUUUCCUUCGGAACCUGGGAUACCUCCUUCGGUUGCAACUGGCAUUGAAGCAAUGGCUCGAGGCCUUGUGGAUUCUAUGGGUUGCUAAAGCUUUGGUUGCCAAGUCUUGGUUUGCAAAGAAGCUCAUGGCUCCAAUUGACAAAUUGGACAUUGUGCCAGGGCCUUCGGAUGAUCUUGAAGCUGAUGUUUUGAUGCAAGAAACCACAGAUUUCUUGGAGACGUGGCAUUAUCAGCAGCAUGGGGAGGGUGAUGAUGGCGAAGAUGGUUCUGCACAUACACGAGCGACAUUCGAAAAAAACCUUGCAGCUUUCAAGGAGUCUUGGAAUGGCAGCUUCACUGGUAGGCCUAUGCAUCGAUGCGGCUUUGAUCAUGGUGCAAACAAAUCUGACAUAGUGGAGAGGAUGGCAUCGUCUUUUAUUGCCUUGCUCCUUACUUGUUUGCCGGCUGUGCCGGCGCCGAACAAGUGGACCAAAAUCUUCCCCAGUUCCGAUUUUGUUGCCAUGGGUGUGUUGAUAAAUUCCUUCUUGCCGAGUCUGUUCGAGAUAGCAUUCCAACCAGUUAUGUUCAAGACCGAUGAUAUGAAUCAUCAAGACCAGGAUGCUGAUCCCCGACUAUUGGAAGGGCUUUUCUUCAGUGCUGUCCAAGGAAAGCGAUACUUGGCUUCCAGGGAUUUUUUAGGAAGUUCAGAUGCUCAGUGGUGUUGCCGUUGCUGGUUGAUUGUAUCAGAACAUCUUCGAAGAUUGGUGUACUUCUGGCUGCGGAACCUGAAGCAGUCCAACAAUCACCGAAAAACAUGUUCUAUAUUCCAGCUGCUAGAUGUGCGGAACAGUGCAAUUUGGGCAGUUCUCCAGAAUGUGGCCCACCAGCUGUUGGAUGAUCACGGCCGGCACCGAUUGUGCAUGAUGUGGCGAUGGGAUGCUUCCCAUGCCUGCUGUGUGAAUGCAGGAUUUGCUAGAGCACUCAAGAAACAGAACGUGUCAGCGGAUGCACUGGCCUCUGAUGCUCAGUUUCGUGCUCUAUUGAAAGGAUUGGCUUUACUCCUGGAUCUCAGUAUUGCAGACGUCGAGUGCAAGCAUGCUUUAUCCAGACAUUGGAGCGACAGGCCAUUUCCUACUUUGACUGCAAAGCACAUUAAUAAGGAAGCAUCUGUAGCUGUACAUGAAGCUGUCCAACAAGCCGAAUCACUUCUUCAUCCUGGCAAGGGUGCUGCAGCAGCUUUGUCUGGGACAUACAAGGUUGCCAACAAUACGAUCAGCAUCAAAGCCAAGCACAAACGAGCAAAAUCAGGGUACAUGUUCUUCAGAGACGACUUGAUCAACAUCAUGAAGCAGACACAUGGAGCAGUCAAUCCGUGCAGCAAGGACUUUUGGUCUGAAUUGAAAAAGUCUUGGGAGAAUCUGCCGCAGCAACGAAAAGAUUACUACAAUGAGUUGGCAUUCCAGGCACAGGGUCAGGCAGCCCAGGCCAAAGAGAUUGCGAAACGGCGAGCUGGGCAUCCGAACUCAACUUCAUCGAGCAGCCUGGAGGUUGCGACUCCCGAGGUCCCCGUAGCCCUUUCCCAGGAUUCCCAGGGAGUGCUUCUUCCUUUGGCAGUGCCUGGUAUGCAGACCACUUCCACUGCUCGUGUUGUUUCUUAUAAUCCCUGGGUUCUGGCUUCUGCGGUUUUCGAGCCUCCGGACUUACUAGAUGUUGCAAGGGACAUUCAGAAGCACUUUCAGGAGCGAUCUUCCGAGACAUGUCAUCAGGAUCUCAGGGAUGAGUGCAUCCGACUGAGCCCAAUUUCUGAGGAGCAGCUUGAGAAGGUAUGGAGGCAGAACCUUGCCAACGGUAUCACGUGGGCUGCUGCAUUGAAGCGGUACAAUGUGGAAUCUCAGAGGUUUACUGUUCCGCCUGCUGCAGAUGUUUUUCCGGAGAGGGUCAAUUAUCAGGGAUGUUGUGGAGUGUUCUGCAGAGAUACUGCUAGUCCUCGUGAUCUGCAGUUGUUUGCAAAGCUGCUUGUGGCUUUUGAUCGUGUGGUCGCCGGGUGCGGGGCUGUGGCUGUUGCCAGCAAAACCGAUAUCCUGAUCAAGCAUUCCUUGAUGACAUCGGCAGGGGAUAUAGCAUAUGAAACCUUCACUUGGAUGACGGCGCUUUCAGCUCGCAGUGGCAUUCAUGCCUCUUCCCAGAUCUUCGUGCUCUUGGAUGUUCUGGAAGAGCAUGCCGUCCCAGGUGGUUGCAGGCUUCGAUUGGCUUCCCAGGCUCCAGUGCAGUCUCGUCUCAAAUGGUGUUCACAGCUCCUAGAACAAGGUCCGCUGAAGCAUUACACAGAGCAAGAAUUUGCAAAACACUUGCUUGAACGGUUUCACGAAUUCAGUGCAGAUACGAUUUCCUUGACUCGUCUAUCUUUUCGGGACGUGAGUCUGUCGACAGUGGAUAUCACGGGUGUCUGGCCGGGAUGGACAGAGUUGCUUGUGAAUUCUGAUGUUGGUGCUGGUCUUCACGUGGCAGCUGAUGCUGGGGCUGGACAGGAUGUUCAGGCAGCAGAUGCCGUUGCCGGCCCGGCAGGAGGUGUCGCAGAAGCAGCGAGUUUCGAUUUGUUGGAAGAAGUAGUGGGUGGGGUGUCUAGGGGCCGUGGCAGAGGCCGGGGCAGAGGCAAGCAAACAUCCUCGCAACUUCGCCAGAAAUUGGUGGCCUCACUUCCUGUCGAUCCACACUUGCAGGAACAUGUGGAGGCUGAUCUACAAGCACUACUUGCAGAAGAACAAAUCAUGUUGCCGGAUCCUGCCGUCGGGAGAGAUGCUGUUGGGGAAGGGCAUGUGCAUGUAGAGAAUGCUGGCAACAUGCUGGAUGAUCCUGUCUUGCUAGCCUCUCUGGAUGCUGAGUUCAAAGAAUCCAUGCUGUCUGCAGCCGCUUGUUGCACAGAAGCUAACACAGGUCAGAGUGCGAUUUUCGAAGAGUCCGGCGACGAAGCCAUUAUCGAAGAGUCUUGUGAAACUGUAGAGCAAGACAUAGACCCACCGCCAGCCACUGGUGGAUCUGCAGACGAUGAAGGGGCUGAGCCGUUUGAGGACCCAGAUGAACUUGUAUCUUUUCCUACGGAUAGCCUCCCUCGGGGUUCCAGAGAUCCUGUGCCGCCUGUGCCCGUGCCUUGUUCGGACUUCAGAUAG
Molecule: messenger RNA, 4011 nt
Organism: Symbiodinium sp. CCMP2456
Lineage: Eukaryota; Dinophyceae; Suessiales; Symbiodiniaceae
Source: the annotation of a GenBank genome assembly